GGAACUUUAGCGUCCCCCCCAACCUACCAGGGUUAUCUCAUAAGUAUACUUUUUUUUUUCUUACUGACUUAAAAAAAUGGGUAUCGCACUUAAAAAUGUUGGUAGGAUAAAAAAACAUGGAAGGAAGAAUCUGGUGUCAAAAAACCCGUACCUGAGGUUGCUCGUGAAGCUAUACCGUUUUCUUGCCAGAAGAACCAACGCCAAUUUUAACAAAAUAAUUGCCAAAAGACUUAUUAUGCCAAAGCGCUUCAGGCCUCCCUUGUCGCUCUCCAAGUUGCACCGCCACAUGGCCAGCUACCCAGACAACAUAGCGGUCGUCGUUGGAUCAAUAACGGAUGAUAAGAGGCUAUAUGAUUGCAAGAAGUUAAAAGUUUGCGCUCUCAGAUUUACCGAAACGGCUAGAAAACGAAUUUUGGAUGCUGGGGGAGAAUGCCUAACCUUUGAUCAGCUAGCUUUGAAAUACCCCACGGGACAGAAAUGUAUACUUUUAAGAGGUCCCACCAAGGCCAGAACGGCUGAGAAGCAUUUCGGUAAAGCCCCAGGUAGACCUAAAUCGAAGGCCAGACCAUACGUCCGUUCUAAGGGAAGAAAAUUUGAAAAGGCACGAGGAAGAAGAAAAUCUAGAGCAUACAAGAAAUGAUCCAUUCAUUAGUCCCUUUAUGAGUAAAACUGCAAGUAGAGCAUUCCAUUUUUCUGUGAUGUACAUAUAUGUAAAUUAUGUGUAUGCGUGUACAUAUGCAGCCUUUUUAUGUGUGCAAAUAUGUAAUGGCCCACAUAUGUAUAGUAUAUACACCUUUUUUUAAUGCACACUAACCAUCCCUUUUUCUUACGUUAUGUAACUUUUUUAUACUUUUAACUUCAUAAUU
Messenger RNA from Plasmodium coatneyi, 866 nucleotides. Its product is annotated as 60S ribosomal subunit porotein L18. Bases 77 to 640 code for a protein of 187 amino acids. The record is from RefSeq and is a predicted model, not a curated record. Gene Ontology annotation, biological process: translation. The transcript is spliced from 3 exons. NCBI's taxonomy places the organism in Eukaryota, Apicomplexa, Aconoidasida, Haemosporida, Plasmodiidae. Gene Ontology annotation, cellular component: ribosome; cytosolic large ribosomal subunit. Gene Ontology annotation, molecular function: RNA binding; structural constituent of ribosome.